Messenger RNA from Bipolaris maydis ATCC 48331, 369 nucleotides. The record is from RefSeq and is a predicted model, not a curated record. Lineage: Eukaryota; Fungi; Ascomycota; Dothideomycetes; Pleosporales; Pleosporaceae.
AUGUCCGACGAAGACCUCGAGCAAAUCCGGCGCGCGCGCCUCCAGCAGUUGCAGCAGCAGCAAGGCGGGGCCCGCGCCGACCAACGCUCCUCAAUCCUCUCUCAAAUCCUCCUCCCCGAAGCCGCGGACCGCCUCGGCCGGAUCCGACUGGUCAAAGAAUCGCGCGCCACAGACAUCGAAAAUCGGCUGAUUAUGCUGGCGCGGACAGGCCAGCUGCGGUCCAAAGUGACGGAGGAGCAGCUUAAAGAGAUUCUCGGGGCGGUGGCAGAGCAGCAGGAGAAGGAGGAGCAGAAGAUUGUCGUGGAGAGGAGGGGUGGUGGAUGGGAUGAUGAUGAUGAUGAGUUGGAGGAGCUUAUGAAGGAGGUUUAG